Messenger RNA from Fomitiporia mediterranea MF3/22, 1440 nucleotides. Its product is annotated as kinase-like protein. The transcript is spliced from 9 exons. Gene Ontology annotation, cellular component: cytoplasm. NCBI's taxonomy places the organism in Eukaryota, Fungi, Basidiomycota, Agaricomycetes, Hymenochaetales, Hymenochaetaceae. The record is from RefSeq and is a predicted model, not a curated record. Gene Ontology annotation, biological process: protein phosphorylation. Bases 1 to 1440 code for a protein of 479 amino acids. Gene Ontology annotation, molecular function: protein serine/threonine kinase activity; ATP binding.
AUGGCAUACAGAAGCAACAAGGAUCGUGGAAAGAAGCCAGCAAAAGUAAAACGUAAAUCCGUUCAUGUUACUAGUAGUGGGCAUGAGCAUCGACAUGAGAGCUCUGCCACUCAGGGGCAGCGUAACGACAAGACUUCGCAACAAGCAAAGCAGGGAUCUGGCAAGAAAAGGCUUGAAAUAGUACGGAGGCCUGGCAGCAGCAUUGUCGCAGUUCGCAAGGGCACUACGGAGGGCAUAAAGAAAGAAUCGUCGAAUCUACCACGUACUAGUGCCAGUGACAAACGCAAACGCAAAGACAAGCCUGUACAUAAGAGUCAAUUAUAUGCAUUAUCAUCACCGCCUCCAAUAUACACGCUAGAUUCUCCACAAUCUAGUCAAGUGCAAGAUUCUGUCUCUAAUAGCAGUCGUGCAUCACUGAACGUGGAUUCGAGUCCUCAGACCCCUACAUACCACACAUCUGAGCGUCAGUCUCAGGCAAGCGAUUCAGCAACUGAAGUACCAUGUGUUGCCAGUGAAUCAGAAGAUUACCAAGAAACUAGUGCAUAUAAUACUUCAGGACUCAACGGCACGACUGCAUAUAUUGAGCAGGAUCUAGGGAGCAGCAAUACACACAAUUCAGCACAAUAUAGCUCUCCAGAGGACUAUAACGCUUCCACACAACCUUAUUACGACCACAGCUACGGUUACCCGCAAGAAAGUAUGGGAUACUACCAGAAUAUAUCCGGGUACAACCAAGUUUCAAACUUCGGCCAAUUUGAAAGCAAUAAUAAUAACCGCGUGCAUUGGUUUACUGCAGAAGAUUCAACACAAUGCCGAAAUGACAGUUGCAGUACAGAAGUUCCUAACAUACAGCCUAGUUCUAAGCUUUUCAAUGGAUACAAUUACCAAAACGUGGAAGCUAACCAAAACGCUAAUAUAAACUAUAAUCACACUUAUACUGAAGUGAAAAGUGAUGAUCCCCCAGUAUACUCAUAUGAGUGGGGAAGACUGCUUGGUACAGGAUCGUUUGGUGAAGUAUAUGAAGUUAUAUGUAAAGACACUAGAUCAAGCCAAAAGUAUUAUCUUGCAGUUAAAAUGUUUAAAAAUAAGAAGUCACGGGUUGUUGCAAAAGAGAUUAAGACAUUUGAACUAUUAAAGACACUCAACCAUAAGAAUAUAAUAAAGUAUUAUGGAGAAUAUGAAAUUGGUGGUGUCUCUUGCUUUAGUUUUGAGCUUAUGAAAGAUGGAGACCUUUUUGAUGCAACCUUAAAACGAUGGAAUGGUCAUAAUUAUCAUCCCUGGAGCAAAUACAAUAUUGUUCUUAUAACAAGACAGAUACUAAAAGGGUUGAAUUAUCUUUUGAAUUUAGAUCCAUCUCUAGUUCACUGUGAUCUUAAACCAGAAAAUGUUUUACUAAGUGGAAAACGUGUAAAGAUUACUGACUUUGGAUUUAUAUUAUAA